AGAGCACAAGAAUGGCAACUAAUGGCAGCAUGUGCUUGGAUGAGAAGAAGAAGAAGAGAUCUAGGACUGUAGUGGCUGCAGAGAGAUCUAGCAGAUCAAAAAAAGUGGCUGCAGAUAGAUCCAAGUUACCAAGGCUAUCAAAAGCUGAACUAGAAAUUAAAAAGGAGAUAUUGAAUGAAAAAAUAGCUAAAUUAAGAGAAGAUAUUGAGAAUCUGGAAGAUCUUAAACAAGUCUUAAUUAUCAGAAUACGUCAGCAGAAUGAUGAGUUAGAAGUAUUGGAAUAUAUGGUACAUAUCUACCACGGAGAAUAUUGAGGUGGUUGUGAAUCCACGGAAGAUAUCAGAAGACCAACCCAGCUUCAAGAUUUAUAGCUUUACCUAGUCAAGAUUGUUAGUUAGGUUUAGCUUUAUCAUUUAUCCUGUUAUCCUAUAAAUAGGAAUAUCACUGUUAUUGUAAAACUAGAGUUCUAGAGAUCCCUAAUACAAUUCACCACCCUUAUGGGUUUUAUCAGUGGAUGUAGGUCAAAUUGACUGAACCACUUUAAUCUCUUGUGUUAUAUAUUUCCCUCUUACCAUUCAUAUUUUAUGAAGAAGCAGCUCGUAAAAUUCUAAUUCGGGUAUGUA
Papaver somniferum (opium poppy) is the source of this 623-nucleotide messenger RNA. RefSeq lists its product as uncharacterized. The record is from RefSeq and is a predicted model, not a curated record. Lineage: Eukaryota; Viridiplantae; Streptophyta; Magnoliopsida; Ranunculales; Papaveraceae. The transcript has 2 exons. Bases 12 to 314 code for a protein of 100 amino acids.